Molecule: messenger RNA, 3203 nt
Organism: Electrophorus electricus (electric eel)
Lineage: Eukaryota; Metazoa; Chordata; Actinopteri; Gymnotiformes; Gymnotidae
Gene: krt222
Product: keratin 222
Source: RefSeq, a predicted model, not a curated record
AUGGAGGGACUGGAGGACCCGCGGCAUGCCCUGAGGGGCCUGAACGGGAGGCUGAGGGCGUUCCUGGAGCAUGUGGCGCAGCUGCAGCAGGCCAACGGCAGGCUUCAGGAGCAGAUCACUGAGCGGGGCCAUGGGAACGUGCUGACAGGCCGGCAAUGGAGUUCCCGGGAGAGGAAUGUGGAGGAGCUCCGAGCUCAGAUUAAUCGGACCCUAAUGGAAAAUGCUAAAUUGGUUCUGACCUCUGAUAACAUGAAAUCCAGCAUCGCUCAGAUGCAGAGCAGGUGUGAGGUAGAGGAGAAGCUACAGAAGCGUAUAGAGCAGCAGGUGUUAGGGUUGAGGCAGAGGAAGGCAGACAUCGAGCUGGCCAACAGUCUUCUAAAGAAACAGCUAACCUCCUCUGAACAAGAGCUACAGACCAUGCAGGAAGAACAGGAGAGGGAGCUGUUUCUGCUGCAGCAGCAGGCAGCAGUCGAAAGCGACGCCGUGCUUGCGCAGGCCGCUGCAUGGGAGGAUGGCAGAGGCAUGGAGCUCCCGCGCAUCAGCACGCAGCGCGAGUACUCCGGCCCAGCUCCCGGCACCCCUGGCUCAGCUGCGCACCCAAAUCCAGCCCCAGGCUCCAGGCCUGCGUCGCAGACCCACACCAGGAAGGACAAGGGCAGCCCCAAUGGAGACGCACCGCCACAGGUGAGACAAGGUAACAAAACCUUGCAGGAGGCGAGGGCGGAGCUUACAGAAGUCCGAAAACGCUGGCAUAGUUUACAGGUGGAGAUGGAAUCUUUACAUGCCCUGGAGCGCGGUCUCCAGAGCUCCCUGCUCCACACACAACACCACUACUCCCUGCAGCUGCGCGACCUCUCCCACUCCGUGCACGACUUGGAGGUGGAGCUGGAGGGCAUGCGUGAUGGGCUCGCUGUGCAGAGGCAACAACACAGCCAGCUGCUCAACACAAAGAUGAAGCUGGAGAGAGAGAUCGCCACCUACAGGAGACUGCUGGAACAUGAGGAGGGCAGAUUUCUGGGUGUGGGUGGUCAGACACAGAAACUGAGACCUUGGCGAGGGUCCACCCCAUUGCUUCUGCAGAAUGGUUUGUGUAACGGGUCCGAGGAAUGUGUCUCCCAGGCCGCCUUCCCUGGGAAAUCAGCCAGUCAUGGCCAGACACAGACCCAGGAAGGCAGCCUCGUCAUUCUCACAGAGCCCAUACAGAAUAAAGGUGGGAAAAUUUGCACAGUAAAGACUCAGGAGAUUCUGGAGGGCAAUGUGGUGCGAGAGAGUGCAGAAGGGCACGGGCGAGUGGAAACGGAGAAGAUCGAUAAGGUCAUCAAACAGUGGGAGGGUUCAUUUUUCAAAGGCAACCCGAAGCUGAGGAAGAAAUCAGUGUCUCUGCGAUUUGACCUGCACAUGGCUGUAGCAGACGAGGGCUGUGGCCAGACCAGUCAGGACAGCCUCCCAGAUGUAGAGGUUCGCCUCGUCAUGAGACGCUGCAGGAGCAUCCCCUCCAUAACGCAGUGACCUCGCAAUCACACUCCGCCCUUGCUGCGAUGAUGACCCCACGUUUCCCUCUAGCUGCAAAAGUUUUUUUUUUUUCUUUUCUGGAUGGCUCAAUAUGAUGACAUCACUGUGUUUACAUUAAAGACUUUUAGCGUCUGGGAGGAAUAAUGUUAAUAAUGAGCUGAGUGCCACAGAUUUGCACAUUUGUUCAGAAGCGUUUGCACCACAUGUAAUUUAAAAUGAAUAUUUUGUCCUUAACUUCAGACAUGAAUGGCAAACCAUAGUUCCAAACAGAAGCUUCUAUAUAAAAGUGUUAAAAGUUCACUGUGAUGAAUUGUGAAAUGAAACAAACAUUAGACUUUUUUUGGAUAACUUUGGUCUAGGGCAGUCUGACGAAAAAGGUCCAGUAGAAUGCAGCUGGGGAGGAGAUACGUCAUUUAUAAUUCAGAAGAGAAGGGAAAGCUUUCAUUUGAUUUCCACUUGAAAGCACAGUGUACAGAGGGGCAGUAAGUUAGCGUUACUGCAGCUACUGCUGAUAUUCUGAGGCUGUCCAUCCAUACAGCUCACAGCCGUUAGUGCAAAACAAAUUGUGUUACUGACGUUGAUGCAAAGAACUACUCUGGCUGCCACCAUGAUCCACUUUCAAAACCUCACUGCAGGACAAAAGCUGAGCUGACUCGAAAUCCUCACUGCAGUAGAAGAAUUUUAAAAAAUUUCUGCUCCCUUCUGAAAAAGACAGAGAAAUCAAAUUUUUCACCUCAGUGGACCCUAUGAUAAGUGUGGGCAUUCGAUUUCUGCGAGCAUGCUUCAGCAUGCCAGAGCUGAGUGGUGUGCUAAGAAGAACUGCUUGCUAAGCGAAAUGCAGCAGCCAUAUUCAAAAUCAGAUUUAUAAGGAGUCAUAGUGACAUCCUCUCACUGUUCACCGCUAUCUGCCCUUUGGUUUACUGGAUAAGGUUAAAUGCAGAUCCAUCGAGCGUAUCCGGUAAUGUAGGCUUGGAUAAAGAAGGGGCUGUGUAUACAAACACUGUUAAUGCCUUUAUAUGAAUAGCAAUGUAAUCUUCAUCUCCACGAUUAAAGGGUAAACCAACAGAUGUUUAGUGUGUGCACAUUUGAAACGUCUUCCAAACCCGUGUAGAUUAAAAGAGCCGUGAUUACUAUGUUUUACAUGACUAAUACAAAAAAGCUAAUAUUUAAAAGCUAACAGUGACUAAAUAAUAUAUGCUGCAGUAGUUUUAUAUUUGAUUUCAUUUGGAAUCAGAAUGUAGCCUGAACCAACAGCCUGAACACCAGGUGGAAUUCAGCUGAACUGUAGUUUCAAACAGAUCUUUAGUGGGAAUGUUAUGUCUGUGAUUUUGUUUCUUUGUGUUCAUUUUUCAAAAUGAGUUUGAAUUUCUUUGAAAGCCAGCUGUCAAAAUCAGUGAUUAGUCAAUGUACUUACAUGCUCUGUAAUAUCCAUGUGAGCCAAGGUUUGGUAAGGUAGGCUGGAAUAGGAUGCAAUGACAUCUUUGCUGGUUUCAAAUGCACCUUGAACUCUUUGACAUAAUGAAUUGUCUUUUUAUUUGCUUUUUUUUUUUUUUUUUGGUAAAAUGUGUAUUGUUUUCUGAUUCUUAUCAAUUCAAUGAAUAUUGUAACCUAAUAUAUUCCAAAAUUAUUAAUUUGUGAAAUAUUUGGCUGAUGCUAUGACGAGUGCUAAAAUAAAGCUGUCAUUAACACUA